CUAAAGGUAGAUGGUAAAACCUCUCUGGUAAAAUGCUCAGUACAUACACACCAAAACGAGAGAUACACGAUUUUGUUUGAUGAACAGCUGAUAGAACGUUAUUUAUAGGUUUGGAAAUAUGCCUAUGAAAGGGAGGUUUCCGAUUCGGAGAACAUUACAGUAUCUCCAAAAAAGUGAAAUUGUCUUUAAAAAUGCAGUCAAGAUUAUGACGGUGAAUUACAACACGCAUGGAGAACUCAGUGAGGGAGCAAGAAAGUUCGUGUUUUUCAACGUGCCUCAGAUACAAUAUAAAAAUCCAUGGGUGCAAGUUGUGAUGUUCAAAAAUAUGACGCCGUCGCCGUUCCUGAAAUUUUAUUUGGAUGAUGGUGAGCAGGUGCUGAUGGAUGUGGAAGGAAAGGAAUAUAAAGAAAUUACACAGCAUGUCAGGAAGAUUCUUGGAAAAUCUGAUGCGGUUCUGCUGGCUGAGGCUCGACAGGAGUCCGCCAACCCAGCAAACUUUGGCCCCAAGAAGUACUGUCUGAAGGAGUGCAUUAGUGAGGUGGAGGGCCAGGUGCCUCACCCUGGCCUGGUGCCGCUGCCCAAAGAGAUGACAGGCAAAUACCGGGCACAGAUGGCAGCUAAUUCACAAGACUGAAAAGAGCGGGAUUGCUUAGAGUGAAUGGUAUGGAUGAAUGGAUGAAGAAUGAGAGAAACUGCAAUAUUGUCUGUGUUUUUUGUAUAAUAAAUGGUCUCAAUAUAUCUUAAA
Clupea harengus (Atlantic herring) is the source of this 745-nucleotide messenger RNA. It is a transcript of the gene mrps25, whose product is annotated as mitochondrial ribosomal protein S25. Lineage: Eukaryota; Metazoa; Chordata; Actinopteri; Clupeiformes; Clupeidae. Gene Ontology annotation, cellular component: mitochondrion. Gene Ontology annotation, molecular function: structural constituent of ribosome. The record is from RefSeq and is a predicted model, not a curated record.